GCCCGGCUUCCUCCUUCCGGCGCCGCUACAUCCCUGCACCCCGCCGGCGGCGGCGGGUAGCGGCGCGAAGGCUUGGGGCGGAGCUGGCCUCCGGGACAUCAGGGACGCCCACAGGCCCGGGGAGGCUGGAGCAGAGUGCUGGCAGCCCGGGAGGAGAUCGCGAGCGCCGGCUGCACAGGGGGACAAGAGGAGCCACAGACCUCAAGCAGAACAAGUACAGCAUGAGAAUGUGACACCUCCAACCCCAGGCCUCAGAUGGUCCGUGAUGGAAAAUGUGAACCCACAAGGAAGGAUCAUUGAAUGGCUCCUGCUUGACAACAUGCACCACCAGUGGCUUCUGCUGGCUGCAUGCUUCUGGGUGAUUUUCAUGUUCAUGGUGGCCAGCAAGUUCAUCACGUUGACGUUUAAAGACCCGGACGGGUAUAGUGCCAAACAGGAGUUUGUGUCCCUGACGACCCUGCCGGAACCAGGGAAGCCAAGAGGAGAGAAGCAUUUUCCUGAGGGUACGAAGCCAACUGGGAAGAUGCUUUCAGAAGGCCGCCCUGACCAGCCCCCGGUUUACCUGGAGCGGCUGGAGCUGGUCAGAAACGCCUGCCGGGAAGAGGCCCUGAGGAACCUCUCGCACACUGAGGUCUCUAAGUUCGUCCUCGAUCGAAUAUUUGUCUGUGACAAGCACAAGAUCCUUUUCUGUCAGACCCCCAAAGUGGGCAACACCCAGUGGAAGAAAGUGCUGAUCGUCCUGAACGGAGCGUUUUCUUCCAUUGAAGAGAUCCCCGAAAACGUGGUCCACGACCACGAGAAAAAUGGCCUGCCGCGCCUCUCCUCCUUCAGCAAAAUGGGAAUUCAGAAGCGAUUGAAAACAUACUUCAAGUUCUUUAUUGUGAGAGAUCCCUUCGAAAGACUGAUUUCGGCCUUUAAGGAUAAGUUCGUGCACAAUCCGCGCUUUGAGCCUUGGUACAGGCAUGAGAUCGCCCCUGGCAUUAUCAGGAAGUACCGGAAGGACCGAACAGAGACCCGGGGGAUCCAGUUUGAAGAUUUUGUGCGCUACCUGGGUGACCCAAACCACAGAUGGUUAGACCUUCAGUUUGGGGACCAUAUCAUCCACUGGGUGACCUAUGUAGAACUCUGUGCACCCUGUGAGAUAAAGUACAGUGUGAUCGGACACCAUGAAACCCUGGAGGAGGAUGCCCCGUACAUCCUGAAGGAAGCUGGCAUAGACCACCUGGUGUCGUACCCCACCAUCCCCCCAGGCAUCACCUCGUACAACAGAACUAAAGUAGAACACUACUUCCUGGGCAUCAGCAAACGAGACAUCCGGCGCCUGUAUGCGCGUUUUGAAGGGGACUUUAAGCUCUUUGGGUAUCAGAAACCAGAUUUUUUGCUAAAUUAAUGCAUAGGGCCCUUGAAUUCUUGCUAGAUCAGGGUCUGAUGAGGUGGAGGUCUGAGCACAGCUAUGAGACUUUCUCCAUCAUCCCCAUAGUUCUGUGAACAGAUGGUGUUGGGCUCUGAUUAUCUGAGCUUGGCUGUCAGAUGCUCUGAGGCCCGCCAACCCCACCCCCUUGAAACUGUAUCAUUAGGUCACUAGCCAUCACUCCCAGGAGAGGUUAAGAAAGACUGUUUGCAGACUGGUGGGCAGACCCCGAGGAUACAGUGCUAGGAGCUGUUCCCUGUUUGUCACAUUGCCAUUAGCACUAGCAGCUAAGCAGUGGCUGGGUGGUGUCACCUGUGACCUGUGGAUUGCACAGACCCAGCACUUUCAAGAGAGACGGAGAUGCUGAAUGGUUGCAGAAGUUACUGGGGCCCAUGCAGACUCAAAUCUAAGUCAGAAGGAUGCCUCUUCCAUCUCGCCACAACUGUAGCCACAGACACAGAUCAUUUAUGUUCCUCAAGCGUGAGGCCCUGUGACAUUUGGUGGUGAUAGUCACAGAACCAUUUGAGCAGUCUGUCCUUUCAAGUUCCAGGCUAGCCCAUUUUUUUUCCAGGUCCUCUGACCCUAUAAGCAUCUGUUUCAUUCUGCAGAAGUGAUACCCUUCUGGCAAAUGAGGGGGGUAUGUAGGGACACCUUUGGGGACUUGGAACUUGGCACAGGGAAGAAAGAACUGGACGGUCCUGGGAACUCAGGCUGCUGUUGGAAUUGGGUGCCUUUGUCUUGGCUCCUGCUUUUAUCUUGGACUGCCCUUGGAGUGAGCAGCGGGAACUUUUCCACCUGUCUCCUCCAUGAACCCCGCUGUCCUAAAAGGAUACAAGUCCCUGCUGACAACAGGCAGGCACGUCAUGCCCGCAUUGCAGAAUCCAGUACUGUUUACACACUGCCAUGUCCACACAUGUCGACAGACAGGAUCCUCCAGCCCUGGUUCUAAUAGUGCCACCAUUCUGGACAGAAAGACCACGAGUCGGCUAACCAGAUUCAUCAGCAAUAAAAUCUCGGGUGAAGCCAGUUCUGGCAACAUGUCAUCCAGGCACUGAGGCCAGGCCCCGGCAAAAAGAAAGCCACAGCAGCCAUGUUGGCCGCCAACGAGCAGCAACGUGCUGCUCAAGAUGACAGAAUGGUCUCCCUGAGGGAGUCCCUGGCACACACAUCUGCCCAGGGUCCGGUGAAACUGUGCUAGCUUUUCCUAAAGGCCACAGUCCUCCUUGAGUCUCAGAAAGCCUUCCUGAACAUGUAAAUGUGAAAGUAAAAUAAAAUUUAAAAUAUGUGCCAAAUCUGACCAGUGGCGAGGGGGCUCCAGGGCCACAGUAGUUCCUGAGGGCUGCGGGCUGAGACCAGGGAUGGGGCUGUAGACUGGAAUGAGGCUCGGCCUUCCCUGGCCGACCGACAUGCCAAGAACGUGACAUUGGGUUAUUUUUAAUGAAGUUUUGGCAUUCAUAAAACCACUUCAGACCUGAACUGCUGGUCCAUGACCUCUUUCCUGCUCUUGACAGGCAACAGUGUUAGUAGCGUGUGUGUGGAGUUAAGGCCUUCAAGUUAGUCUUGAUUAAAGCGGCAUUUUCUUUCCUGUA
Peromyscus maniculatus bairdii (prairie deer mouse) is the source of this 3000-nucleotide messenger RNA. RefSeq names its product carbohydrate sulfotransferase 10 (gene Chst10). Gene Ontology annotation, biological process: carbohydrate biosynthetic process; proteoglycan biosynthetic process. Gene Ontology annotation, molecular function: sulfotransferase activity. Lineage: Eukaryota; Metazoa; Chordata; Mammalia; Rodentia; Cricetidae. Gene Ontology annotation, cellular component: membrane. The record is from RefSeq and is a predicted model, not a curated record.